Messenger RNA from Echinostoma caproni, 438 nucleotides. The record is from the annotation of a GenBank genome assembly. NCBI's taxonomy places the organism in Eukaryota, Metazoa, Platyhelminthes, Trematoda, Plagiorchiida, Echinostomatidae.
AUGCAUCAACUACGUCGGGUAGUAAUCACCGGUCUCGGUGUCUGUACUCCAAUUGGUCUUACCAUAGAAGGUUUUUGGCAAAAUCUUCUUAAAGGUGUUUCUGGAUUGACUGCAGCACCUGACAGUUUCCACUUUUUACCGAGUAAAGUUGUCGGUGUUAUAAACGAUCAGCAACUAGAAUGUGCCAAGGUGGAAGCUGACCGUUACCUAUCCGAUGUGGGUUUCGGGUCGUUGGAUUUCAGGGGUGUUUCCAGAGCCAGUAUAUUGGGUGUGCUAGCUGCCAAACAAGCACUUCUCCAAGCUGGUUUCCAACCCAUUUCGCGCGAGAAUUCUAUUGGAAGCAGAGCUGGUAAGUAUUUCAUCCCAUUUAAUUCUCGUCGAGCAGAUGAAGUUACUCAUUUAAAAUUUUCAGCCAUAUGCAUUUCAAAAUUAAAAUGA